UGUAUGUAGAAGGAUGCCGUACCAUUCCUCUUUUUCCUUGACUGGAUCCAAGGGCCUAUUUGGUUUCAGUGGUAGAAGAACAAUCACUGACAGUCACCAAUGGACUUCUGAGGACUGAUGAAUACGAUAUACCUCCACCACGCCAGUCUCCUCCUCCUCCAACAAUUACAGCAUUUUCCAACAACACAAAAUAUCAACAGCCAAACUCAGAAAUUCAAAGAGGGCUUAAUGAGGUUCAUGAAGAUGAAUACAAGAUUCCAUCAUCAUAUCCAGUGUCCAUACCUGUGCAAACUUCCCAUUUGCAAGCUGUGAAGCCACGUGCAUCAAAAGUGAUUGAAAAUGGACAGUGUGCUAAUGGAAUACACAACAACACAUCAGAAGCAAAGAAACCUAAGGCACUGGAAAUAGAUGACAUUUUUGAGAUGCCGAUUGUUGCAGCCCCCUUACCACCAGCUCGACUUCCAGCAAGAGACAACCAAAAACCCAGCUGCUCCUCUCUGAACAGAACACCCUCUGAUUAUGAUCUUCUAGUUCCUCCUCCAGGUGAUAAUAGUACACUUGACAGCCUUCCUCUGUCAUUGCCUCCGCCUCCACCUCCUGUAAGGGUUAGCCUCCCUGAUCUGCCCAGAUCUUCUGGCUCAGGCAGCAGACCUACAUCUGGACAUGGUCCAUUGCAUUUUAGUGCAGUAGAUUCUGUCUUUGACCCGGCAAGUUUUCCAGUACCUCCAGCUAGAAGGAUGGUUGAAGAUAAUCAGAAAUCCAACAGGAUGUCACAAGAAUAUGAUCAACUCCCGUCAUUGGCAGAUAGUUCACAGGCUCCAGCCAGACCACCUAAACCACUCCCACGCAGGACUGCACCUGAUAGUUACCACAAGAAAAAUAAUGUUCAAGAGCCAACUUCUUUGCAUUGUAGCCAAGCAGGAGAAAAUGUGGAUGCUAAGAUUGCAAAACUGAUGGGAGAAGGUUACUCCUUUGAAGAUGUAAAACGGGCACUUGCAAUAGCUAACAAUGAUGUAGAGAUGGCAAGAAGUAUUCUUAGAGAAUUUGCCUGCUUUCCUCCUAUUUCACCACGUCUCAAUCCAUAGCUGUUCAUCUGCGAGUGAAAAGCCCAGAGAAUAGGCAUCCGAAUUUCUGAGGAGCAUUGAAUUUUAAAGUAGCAUUCAACUGGUGGAACAAUUGCGUGUUGACUGACUGCAGUCUGUUUCAGUGGGUUUCUUGAGAAGGUUUCUGGUAGGAGAUAGAGAAUGAUGCUUAUGUAUUUUUACUAGCCAUAACGUUAAGAAUCAGGGUUCAACUGAGAAGAAGAAAGUUUACUCUCCUUGAAUUUCACUCCUGUGAAUUGCUUGAGAUCUCUGCUGCUUACCGCUGUCAAAAGAUUUUUGAAAGUCAUCUGAACUUUGCUUAAGUGGGAUAUAUGGUCUUAUCGGUCUCAGUAUUUUUAAAUGUGGACUCUGGGAUCGGUCAGCCUUGUUGCAGCAUUCCUUUCAUGUCAUCUGCACUGAUGGGGACACACCGCCAGUUUUGAACUCUCCACCCUCAUCAUUUAAUCUAGACACAGACUAAAUGAAUUCGUUCUGAAGAUGCUUUCGUUUGCUGCAUUUCAGUCUAUCAACAGGUGCAAAAAGCAUGUGGCCUUCACUACUGAAUCUUUUCUGAGAUAAAAUGAAAUUUCUUUAUUAAAAAAAAAAACUAAUUUCUGAAUGUGCAGUUACAUAUAUUUGUCUAUGUAUAGCCUUUCAAAGUAAUUUUUGACUGUAACCUCGGCAGCUUCCCAUUGUGUACAGCCUUCAGCAUUUUAAAAAUAAUUUCUAUUCCUCUUUUGUCUUAUGACCCAGCUACUUCAUCCACAUUGUAUUCUAACAGAACAAAAUUAAUUGAGAAGUUUCUGGUUAAGGCAACAAAAAGUGCUGACUGACUUUCAUGAGUUGUGACAUCGUUAGUUGGAUCAAUUCCAAAAUACAACCAAGUUUUUUUUUUAAUAUUUUAAAAUAGUUUAUAACGCUGGAUAUAGGGAAGCAGAAGCAUCAGAGACAGCACACAGCAUCUAUACACUGAUUAUGGCCAACUGAAUGUAAAACUGCCUCCAUUCGAUUAUGUGCCAACAUUUUAAUAGAACUGUGUAGCAGGAUAAGAACAUCAACUUUGCUAUUUGUGAGCAUGGAGUAGAACAAUAUCAUUAUUGCUGAUGUCAUGAGUGACAGCAUCCUUUUGUUUGGAAAGGGUGAGUGUUGUCAGUUUUCAAGUCUGGUAUCACUUUGUUAGCACCAGCGUCAGCCGAUUAUUCAGUCCGAAGAAAGGAUUAGAUUUUGCACUGUUAACGUUGUGCCGGAAGACUGUGAAAUAGCAAAUAGUCUUUGCCAAUUCAUGAAGUAUCUACUCCUUUCUUCACAUUGGUAAUGGAUCUUAUUUGCUUUACUCAAUAAUGGGAUAAUAAAUUAACUUCGUUUUGUCAAUGUCUGUUCUGUAGGUUACAUUGUGAAGAGAAUCAUUGGUUCAGCUUUGUCUUGUGUCACCAUAAUUUCUGGUGAAACAAAACUCAGGGCAAAUAUCCAUCCUUAUGUAAAUUAUGACUAUCUUUUGUAACCUAUGUUCAGUCAGUAGCUUUGUAGGUUUGCUUCAUAGCUUUGAGGCUGAAUAAUUCAUGCCUUAAUACUAGUUGAAACCUGACUUUAGCUGUUUACUUUGAGCAGUUUUAUGGUCAUCUAAACUCAAGAGACCGAAAGUAUUAAAGCUAAUCACCAUUUAAAUCACUGACUGUAUGAUGUAUAACAAUGUGGCUAUUAAAUGAAUAUAUAUUUCAUAAAUUACA
Molecule: messenger RNA, 2809 nt
Organism: Rhincodon typus (whale shark)
Lineage: Eukaryota; Metazoa; Chordata; Chondrichthyes; Orectolobiformes; Rhincodontidae
Product: E3 ubiquitin-protein ligase CBL-B-like
Exons: 8
Coding region: 423-1085 (220 amino acids)
Biological process (GO): signal transduction; regulation of signaling
Cellular component (GO): membrane raft; plasma membrane
Molecular function (GO): ubiquitin protein ligase activity; SH3 domain binding
Source: RefSeq, a predicted model, not a curated record